AUGCCCAAUCAAAGCCCCUUUUCGAUUAGUAAUAUUUUGAAGUCAUCCGAUGGCAAACAAAUGGAUAAUGGCCUGACACCAGACACUAAUGAAGCUACGGAGAACAAUAUUUCUGAUGUAGCCAAUUCAUUCCCUCAUAUCAAUUCACCUUCCCAAUUCACAACUCCACAUGGCGAUCCGGACAAGGCAGUAUUACUCCAAAACUUAAUGGAGGAAACGGAGAAUCAAAAGGAAGAAAUCCCGGGUAUGCUCCGUGUGAGGAUUCGAAAUUCUCGAGUGCCAUUCACACGUACCCAAGUGGAAAGACUGGAGGCAAUAUUCAGCCAAACUAACUACCUCUCCGGCGGAGAAGUGACAGAAGUCGCGAGAGAACUUCAAAUCGCCGAAAGCAGAGUAAAGAUCUGGUUCCAAAAUCGGCGCGCACGAAAACGGCGGGAGUGUAAUUUGAGGGAAAUGACCACUCUUCCCUUUUACCCAGGACAACCAAGUCCAUUGGAUUUUCUUCAGAAUGUACGUCAGACGCAGGCCGAUAGUGCCCAGGAAUUUACCCAAUUUUUACCCUUCUUUCCAAAAGACUGGUUUAGAGAUGGUUCUCUAUAA
This is a messenger RNA of Rodentolepis nana, 600 nucleotides long. Lineage: Eukaryota; Metazoa; Platyhelminthes; Cestoda; Cyclophyllidea; Hymenolepididae. The record is from the annotation of a GenBank genome assembly.